GAUAACUCUAGCUUCUUUCCUUUCCUCAUCCCCUUUCUUUUCCCUUCUCUUUUGUCCGCUCAAAAGGCACGUGCUUUUGAGCUCAUCCUUUACCUUCUUCCUCUCUCUCUUGGGAGCACAAGGGCCAUAAAGAUGAGCCAAGAAGCUCAGAAAAGAGACCAAAGGAAUUGAGGAGAAACAAAGGGAUAAGAAGAGGAAAGGAAGGAAAGGAGGAGGACAAAGGAGAGGAGAAAGAGAAGAAAGGAAGAGAAUAAAAAGAGAGCAAAAGGUGGAGAGGAGAAGGGAAGGGAAGAAGAGAGAGAGAAAGGAUGGCGGAUAUGAGAGGGAAGAGAGGAGAGAAAACAGGGGAGAAGUCCAACUUCUCCGUCACCUGCAGCCGGCUGAGCAGGUACUUGAAGGAGAAGGGCAGCUUCGGCGAUAUCGGCCUCGGCGUCGCCCCUCGGCCUCUUGAACAAGCUAAAGGAAUAAUUCAGGCGCCCACCACCAUGAGCCUGAUGCCGGGAGUUGCUGUGUCGGCAGAAGGCCAUGCCCACAAUGGCUCAGACCAACCUUCUCCAAAAUCUAUGGAGCUUUUUCCCCAGCAUGCCGGCUUUGACUCCCUUGCUGUCUCGGCUAAGAAGGAAUCCAGCGUGAUCUCCCAUAAUAAGGAGCCAGAGAAGAAUCAAUUGACAAUUUUCUACGCUGGAAAAGUAUUGGUUUUGGACAAUUUUCCAGCAGAAAAAGUUGGGGAUUUGAUGCAGAUGGCAAGCAAGGAGAGCUUGGCUGCUAAGAAUUUGAGUUUUACCACCCCAUCCUCAACUACUGCAGCAAGACUUGAGUUUUCUCACCAACAUAGUUCUAAUAUUGCAUGCAACUCCGGCAGCCAAACUUUGAUGCUUCAAGACAGCAUGCCAAAACCUGCCCAAGCCAAUGCUUCAGAUAUGCCCAUAGCAAGAAAGAAUUCCCUCCAUAGAUUUCUUGAGAAGAGAAAGGAUCGGAUUAGCACCAAAGCCCCGUACCAAGUGAAUGCUUCCUCUCCGGCGGCAGCAGAAGCAACCAAGCCAGAGCAUAGCAAGUCCUGGCUUAAUUUGGGUCGAGCAGCUUCAAAGCCAGAGCAGAGCUCUGAGUCGAAGGGGUAAAAGAAAGGAGAUGUUGUUCAAAUCUCUGAAGCAAAGUACUAUCUGACUUUAAUUCAGUCGUUGCUCUGUUGCUUAUAAGAAGAAAGGGGAUGGAUGUACUGCAAUGUAGAGAGAAAUGAAGGACAAAUAAAUUGAUGAUGGCAAUCAUAUGUAUAAAUGUUUGUUAACUUAUAUUAUUGGAUUUGCAUUUUCUUC
This is a messenger RNA of Phoenix dactylifera (date palm), 1313 nucleotides long. Its product is annotated as protein TIFY 10a. Gene Ontology annotation, cellular component: nucleus. Gene Ontology annotation, biological process: regulation of jasmonic acid mediated signaling pathway; regulation of defense response; response to wounding. The record is from RefSeq and is a predicted model, not a curated record. Lineage: Eukaryota; Viridiplantae; Streptophyta; Magnoliopsida; Arecales; Arecaceae.